This is a messenger RNA of Aspergillus pseudotamarii, 1346 nucleotides long. RefSeq lists its product as uncharacterized. Lineage: Eukaryota; Fungi; Ascomycota; Eurotiomycetes; Eurotiales; Aspergillaceae. Gene Ontology annotation, cellular component: HAUS complex. Bases 182 to 1240 code for a protein of 352 amino acids. The record is from RefSeq and is a predicted model, not a curated record. Gene Ontology annotation, biological process: spindle assembly. The transcript is spliced from 4 exons.
UAGGCUGGAUACUGAGCCUUGGUAUGCUUGAAGGUUCAAUAUUGCGCAGCGGAGCGAAGCAAGCAUUAUACUACUAGUACUUAUCGGCGGGCGGUGACGCUGCACACCGAUUUAAUUAAUUGUUAUUCCUAAUCUAAUCUCCAGCUUCACAACCUACUUAUCUAGAACGCUAUAACUGGUUAUGUUACCUCCUUGCGACCCAGCUAUACUGGAGGAUAAUCCUCAAUUUAAGAGGCUAUACCAGAAUUUGACAACGAAUUUGCUCAACCCUGAUGCCUCGACACGCGCCAACGAUGCGCAGCCUGCCAGAAAGGCCGUCUUGGAAGAACUUAAAAACUGUCGGACUCGUCAUAUAAAAAAGCAAAUCAAGAAACGAACACUGCGACAGCUAGCCUUUGAUCCUGACAGUGAUUUAUCGGACGAUUACCGCGACACGAUCGCAAUUAUCAGCUUGUAUUUGGACUCGUCAUCCAACCAGCUCAACCUGGAUGGUGACGAUCGCGAUGGAGCCGAUGCGCUAUCUCUCUUGGCUCCAGACAUUGACAAAUUCUACUCCGAUCUUCCCGCAUUGAUCAAGCCCUUCUCGAAUGCCAUUUCCUCUUCUCUAGGUGACCUUCGAUUGAUCGCCAAUGUGGGCGACGCUUCGAAUCCUCCGUCCGCGGAGUUAUCUCGACCCCGGACUAGGGCUCGUCAGUCGAUGAUGAGGGCACCCGUUUCUCUCUCCCAACAGCUUGAAGAUCGGCUGCGCAAAUUACGCCAUAAACAACUAUCCGAACUUCCGGCAGCCCGUACACGGAUGGCAGCGACAGCGGGGGAAGUCCUGGCGACACGGGCUGCAGUGCUGGAGCGUACGGUGGUGUUACUGGAACGCGCCAAACACGGGGCACUCGCCCGAGCCACCAAAGCGAAGGCAGAGCAUCUAGCUACAGUAGCACGGGACAUGGAAGGAAAGUUGAGUGUGACGAAACUGGAUAUUUGUGCCACGAUACACACGCCUGAGACUAUUGCUGCUCUCAGCCGAUACCGCCAGCACCUUCAAGACACCCGCGAGCGGCUGGAGGAGAGAAAGGCGGCAGCCCUGGAGGAACUAGAAGCAUAUGAGGUGGAUGACUCGGGAGCGAACGAUAGAGCUGGUAGUAGAAGACGGUUAGUAACAGGGCCUAUGAGGGAUAUUACCCGACAAUACGGGGAUUUAAUCCGAGAAAUUGAAGAUGUGAGGUCGGAGAUUGAAAGGUUAUGAAUGGGUAGGUGUUUCUCGAUCUAUUGAUUUCUCUUAAGAUACCCUUGUCCCAAACGCAUCAUCGUGCCUUAUACUGCAGUGCUUAAUAACCGUGUCCAUAAUCAAC